GGAAGAGAUGAAGGUGCCGCCCCCGGUAGGCGGGGCUAACAUAUGACCACUUCCUGCAUUAAGCAGCUCAGAUAGAGUGUGAGGAAGAAAAUAAAAGGCUUAUCUGCAAUACUGGCUCAAUUUCUAUCGGCUAAUUACUUCUUUAUCCCAAUAUAUGCAGGACUUCUAAUUUAUACAAUUACUUCACUUCUUCUGAGAACUUCCAGUUGCACUGCAACUCCCUGCAACUCCCUGCAGCUCCUCUUCUCCUGUGUCCCUGACAUUCCCAGACUGAAGAUGGAGAUCUCAGCAGCAGCAUCAGUGAGUGAUGAGGAUUCCCCAUUGGCUGAAUCAGAAAUAUUACAGAUAAAGGAGGAAGAACUGGACUCCGAAGAUGACGUCAACUCAACAGAAGCUUCCCCAGAGGAUGAAGAAGAAAUAUUACAGAUAAAGAUAAAGGAGGAAGAAGCGGACUCUGCAGAUUAUCUGAGCACAAUGGGAAGCUUGGCAGUUAUUGAUGGGGAGAGUGGCUUGAACAAUGAACAGAGUUGUGAUGGAGACAUUUCCUCAUCGAGGUUAAGAAUCUGGGGAUCACUUAGUUCAUUUGAUCCUGUGGCUACAGCCAAGGAGUCAUCACCGGGCAGAGACAUUGACUCGGAGUCUGAAACAAGAUACAAGGAUUGCUCGGCGGGCUCUGGGUUUAUCUGCAGUAAAUGUGGGGCAGUCUUUUCAACAAACCGUGAUCAUCUCACCCACCCGUGUAUCUGUACUGGCAGCGCCUACACAGCAAUUAAACCAUUCAUUUGUACAGAGUUUGAGACAAAGCACCCUACCUAUCAGCAGCCUUAUCCAAGGGAGAAACCCUUCACCUGCGCGGAAUGUGGGAAGAGCUUCUCUCGCAAGAGCAAUCUUCAAAGCCACCAAAUCAUUCACACAGGGAUGAAACCGUUCACAUGCCCUGAGUGUGGCAAACACUUCUCUAAUAAGAGCAAUCUGCACAACCACAAGAAAAUUCACAUGCCUGACAAACCUUUCACAUGCACCGAAUGCGGAAAGACUUUCCCUGAGAGCAGCAGCCUGCGCAAACACCAGAUCAUUCACACGGGAAAGGAUGUUUACAAAUGUACCGAAUGCGGCUGCAGUUUCUAUCGAAGGAGCAACCUUCACAGCCACCAGAGAAUUCACACAGGGGAGAAACCAUUCACCUGUGCACAAUGUGGGGAAAGCUUCUCUCACAAGACCAGUCUGAAGACGCAUGAAAUGAUUCACACGGGGGAGAAACCGUUCUCAUGUACAGAAUGUGGCAAAUGCUUUAGUCAAAAGUACAAACUUCUGAGGCAUCACAUGACUCACACCGGGGAGAAACCAUACACUUGCUCAGAAUGUGGCAAAUGCUUUCCUCACAAAGACACUCUAAUGAGGCAUCAGGUGAUUCACACAGGGGUGAAACCAUUCACCUGCACAGAUUGUGGGAAAAGCUUCUCUCGAUUGAGCCACCUUCAAAAGCACCUGAAAGUCCAUAUUAAAUAGAGACUGUCAUCACAUGUGCAGUGAGGAAAAGUUGGUUUAGUAGAUUGGGGCACCCGAUCCGACUGCCCUAAGGCACCAGCAGUCUGUAACCUCUAUAUCCACAUCAGGAUAUGGUGCAGAAAGAUUCCUGCUGCGUCUGCUUUCCUUCCCUGAGCAGCAGGAAUGGGGGAGACUCAUGGUGAGGGCCAAAUGUAGGCACCAAAUGGCACAGCUGUUGGGUAACACCGGGCUAUUUUACUGAGCACGAAAUAAAAUCCUGUCCCUGCAGAAGUACAUGUGAAAUAAAAAUAAUCUUGAACAUUGGUUGAUUGUAACAGAGACAUAUCAAGACAGGGUGAUUUUUUUUAAAUGAAAUGAAUGGGUGCAACACA
This is a messenger RNA of Xenopus laevis (African clawed frog), 1880 nucleotides long. Its product is annotated as gastrula zinc finger protein XlCGF8.2DB-like. Bases 277 to 1509 code for a protein of 410 amino acids. The record is from RefSeq and is a predicted model, not a curated record. Lineage: Eukaryota; Metazoa; Chordata; Amphibia; Anura; Pipidae. The transcript has 4 exons.